AUGUGGGCAGCACCAACUGUGCAUAGAAAAAGAAUAAUAAAAUCAGAGUGUGCUGAUUUUUCCACUGGUUUAAAUGAAUGUCUUAAAAGGUACCUCUAUCCGCAACCUUCUCCGGAGGGUAUUUUUGCGAAAUUAAACAGUGGCAAGAUAUUUUCUAAAUUGGAUCUCCCUGGCGCAUACCUACAGAUUAAAGUAGAGGAUGAAUGCUCUAAAUACUUAACAAUUAACACACAUAACAGGUUACCAUUUGGCAAAAAAGUCGCAGCUGCGAUUUUUCAACAGAUUAUGGAUGCAAUGUUAGUGGACUGUGAAUUCGCAAUUCCAUAUCUGGACGAUAUACUCUUUAAAUGCGGAUCCAGGGAUUAA
This is a messenger RNA of Octopus bimaculoides (California two-spot octopus), 366 nucleotides long. RefSeq lists its product as uncharacterized. NCBI's taxonomy places the organism in Eukaryota, Metazoa, Mollusca, Cephalopoda, Octopoda, Octopodidae. The record is from RefSeq and is a predicted model, not a curated record.